AGUGCCUCAGGUUUGAAACUGGGGGUCGGGCACCAGAGCCGUUGUCUGUCGCUGCGGGGCUCUCCCCCUCCCCCCGCCACCGGUCCCUGCUGACCCCACCCUCCUCCCUCCCGUCCCACCUCCCGACCCCCAUUCCCGCCCCGCCCCCCACCCCAGACCUCCCCCUCGAGUCCCUCGGCUGGGUCCGGCCCGGCCUCUGUCCUCCGCUCCGGCUUUCCCGGCCCGGAGGGCGGCCCCGCUGCCGCCGCCAUGUCCCUGCACGGAAAGCGGAAGGAGAUCUACAAGUAUGAGGCACCUUGGACGGUCUACGCCAUGAACUGGAGCGUGAGGCCCGACAAGCGCUUCCGCCUGGCGCUGGGCAGUUUUGUGGAGGAGUACAACAACAAGGUCCAGCUCGUUGGUUUAGAUGAAGAGAGUUCUGAAUUUAUUUGCAGAAACACUUUUGACCAUCCUUACCCCACUACAAAGCUGAUGUGGAUCCCUGACACGAAGGGAGUCUACCCAGAUCUGUUGGCAACCAGUGGCGACUAUCUCCGUGUGUGGAGGGUUGGUGAAACAGAAACCAGACUAGAGUGUUUGCUAAACAAUAACAAGAACUCUGACUUCUGUGCUCCCUUGACCUCCUUUGACUGGAAUGAGGUAGAUCCUUAUCUCUUAGGUACCUCAAGCAUUGAUACAACCUGCACUAUCUGGGGUCUGGAGACUGGUCAGGUUCUAGGACGAGUGAAUCUAGUAUCUGGCCAUGUGAAGACCCAGCUGAUAGCACAUGACAAAGAGGUCUAUGACAUUGCAUUUAGUCGGGCCGGGGGCGGCAGGGACAUGUUUGCUUCAGUGGGUGCAGAUGGUUCUGUGCGGAUGUUUGAUCUCCGCCACCUAGAACACAGCACCAUCAUUUAUGAAGACCCACAGCAUCAUCCCCUGCUACGUCUCUGCUGGAACAAGCAGGACCCUAACUAUCUAGCCACAAUGGCCAUGGAUGGAAUGGAGGUGGUAAUUUUGGAUGUACGAGUUCCCUGCACCCCUGUUGCUAGGUUAAACAACCACCGAGCAUGUGUCAAUGGCAUUGCCUGGGCCCCACAUUCAUCUUGCCACAUCUGUACUGCAGCGGAUGACCAUCAGGCUCUCAUCUGGGACAUCCAGCAAAUGCCCCGAGCCAUUGAGGACCCUAUCUUAGCCUACACGGCAGAAGGUGAAAUCAACAAUGUACAGUGGGCAUCAACUCAGCCUGACUGGAUAGCCAUCUGCUACAACAACUGUCUGGAGAUACUGAGAGUUUAAUGCUAUUGGGAGUCCAUGCCGAAGAGGCAGGGGCUAUGUUUUCUGCCCCAUCCCUAUCCCCAAAGUAAGAACAAACAAUUUUCCAGUGGCCAGUAUGUCUUUUGUUGCUUUGCAUCCACUGUUCCCAGAAGCUGCUCUAGGAGUUUCUUGCCAGUCUCCCCGUUGCCUGUGCUGGACUCAGAACACAGUGAUGUGUGGAGCCUCCUUGGCCUCUGAAGUUGGGUUUCUUAUUCUCCCCUAUUCUCCCUUGUUUUCUCAAUUAAAAAUUUCUGUAUAUUUGUUUGUCAGCUGUUGUGUUAAUGAGCAUUAUAAGCACUAGCUGUGUUUGUGUUAAUCUACUGCAUAUAUCUGUAUCUGUCAGCUGCCUGAGGCAGCAAAUCCAGUUCACUUGUUAGCUCUUAAAUGGAAAGAAAAUAUCAAUUUUGAAGGAGUCUCUCCUUUUGUCAUUUGCUGUCUUUAAUACAUUUCAAGUUUGUAUUUUUUUUAAUCUGUUGACUGAGUUUUUAUGAAAUGAAUUUUCUCUUCCUAA
Messenger RNA from Gracilinanus agilis (Agile Gracile Mouse Opossum), 1807 nucleotides. RefSeq names its product DDB1 and CUL4 associated factor 7 (gene DCAF7). The coding region runs from base 250 to 1278 and encodes 342 amino acids. The record is from RefSeq and is a predicted model, not a curated record. Lineage: Eukaryota; Metazoa; Chordata; Mammalia; Didelphimorphia; Didelphidae. The transcript is spliced from 7 exons. Gene Ontology annotation, cellular component: nucleus. Gene Ontology annotation, molecular function: protein binding.